CGAAAAACACGGAAGUUACCUCGAAAGCGCCAAAAAUCGAAAUACUAGACGUGAAAUAGUUAGCUACUUGUUUGCUCUGUAGUCAACAACACAAUAUCAGGAACAAUGACGGAGAACACUUUCCCCGUGUAUAAAGUGGACGCCAUCGUAACCUUUUUCCGCACUGAGGUCCUUACCGGGCAGGAGGCAAAACAUUUCACUAAGAACGACCUUGCCCCGAGCCCAAAGCCAGAUGCAGUACAGAGACUGUACAUGAGAAUACUGCAACUCCUGUACCGCUUCAAGCCUGAGUGUCAUUACAUGGUCCCAUUCUCUGAAAACAUCCAGCACCCCCAGCUCCAUGAGUGGCCCACUGCUGUUAUGAGUGUCUACCUGAGGAUGCGUCAGUUCCUGCGGAUGUGCUAUGUGUAUGACUUCUCACUGAACGACCUGCUGGCUCCCACUGCCAAACUAACCCUGAUUCAGAUGACCAUCCUACCCAGGCUAGAGUACGGAGACAUAAUUUAUAGAUCGGCAGAGGUGAAAAGGACGGUGACCAUCCUGAGUGGCAUCAUGAACUACCUUCACUUCAGGAAGCAGAGGCUUGAUAUGACUAUGGGACACCAGGAGAGAUUUAGAGAAGACAUGGACAAGCUUCAGGCUUACUCACGAGGAACUAAAGACGCUCAGAAGAAAAUGGACAAGCUGACUACCAUCCCCCCAGAGCAGCAGGCUGAAGCGAGGGAAUUGGACUCUGCUCUGUCUGACCUGCAGACCAACACCAUGCACCAAUACCAGGAAGUGAAUGCUAUCAAUGAGAAUAUUGCAGAGUGGAAAACGGAGAUGGCAGAGAAGUCCCAAAAAUUGACCCAGUUGAAGGUUGACGUGGCCACUCUAAAGGAGAACAUUGGUAAGCUAAAGUCUCAGAUCGUUGAGUCUCCUGAAGAGAUGAAGAUUCAGAUGGAGAAGAUGAAGGAAAACGUGAAGAACAUCAAGCUGGCCAUCGAGACAGCAGACGAGCGUCUGGUAGGGCUGCAGAGUAAUGUCCAGGGUGUGACUCACAGCGAGGCUGACAUCCAGCUGAUAUUUAAACUACUGCAGGACCUCCAGAGCUCCAUGAACAAGACCCAACAGCACCAGGAAGAGGUCCAGGCUCUGGUGUGUAUGUAUGAGGCACAGCAGAAGGAACUGAAGAACCAUGGUGUGGAGGAGGGCCAGCUGAAGAGAUCUUUAGGGAUGAAGAUGGACAAGGAGUCCAAACAACAUAUACGACGACAGAAGAAGAAGGAGAUUAAGGAUCAAUACAUUGAGGAUGUACUGGGUCAGUGUGACAAUGUUCACCAGAAGAGGGAGCAGAUAGCGGACCAGAUCCAGGAGAGAGACAGAGAUUCUCAACACCUCCGCAGUCAGAUGACCAACCUGAGGGACACCUGCAGUCAGGAGACUGAGAAAGCACAGGACCUGUUUGAUCGUCUGCUGGCAGCUCUGGAUCACUUCCAUAAACGCAUACAGAACCACGUCGUCGAGGGCAACAACGACAUCGUCAAGAUGACUGCUAACUUCUAACCCAGUGUCGUUGACUCCUCUCCAAAUCUCUGUCAUUAGUUUAGCUCUGCUAACUUCUAACCCAGUGUAGUUGACUCCUCUCCACACGUCAUUAGUUUAGCUCUGCUAACUUCUAACCCAGUGUAGUUGACUCCUCUCCAUGUCUUAUUUUGGUAACAUAAAAACUUGCAACUUUUAUUUGUGAAUAAAAAUAUCUAUUCUCACUCUG
Oncorhynchus masou masou (cherry salmon) is the source of this 1753-nucleotide messenger RNA. RefSeq names its product UF2 component of NDC80 kinetochore complex (gene nuf2). The record is from RefSeq and is a predicted model, not a curated record. The coding region runs from base 106 to 1545 and encodes 479 amino acids. Gene Ontology annotation, biological process: kinetochore organization; meiotic chromosome segregation; mitotic spindle organization. NCBI's taxonomy places the organism in Eukaryota, Metazoa, Chordata, Actinopteri, Salmoniformes, Salmonidae. Gene Ontology annotation, cellular component: kinetochore; Ndc80 complex. The transcript has 14 exons. Gene Ontology annotation, molecular function: protein-containing complex binding.